AUGGCAGAAGAUAGAAAUGCAAUUGGGAUCGAUCUGGGGACAACUCAUUCGUGUGUAGCGGUAUGGCAGGCUGAUCAUGUAGAAAUCCUGGUGAACGGUCAGGGUAACAGGACAACUCGAUCUUAUGUUACAUUCACGGAUACUAACAGGUUGGUAGGUGAUGAAGCCUUUAACCAAGCCGUCAGAUUCCCCGCCAACUCAGUCUUUGAUGCAAAGCGGUUAAUUGGUAGGAGAUUCAGUGAGAUGUCUGUUCGAAGUGACAUCAAGUGCUGGCCAUUCAAGGUCAUUGAAGGUCCGGAGGACAAGCCCAUGAUUGUGAUUAGACACAGGGGCGAAGAGAAACGGUUUGCUGCUGAAGAUAUCUCAUCCAUGGUUCUGGCGAAGAUGCGGGAGAUUGCUGAGAACUUCCUGUGCUCAAAUAUUAGUGUGAUAAAUGCAGUUAUCACGGUCCCCUCUUACUUCAAUGACGCUCAGCGCCAGGCUACAAUAAAGGCUGGUGAAUUAGCCGGCUUGAACGUGCUGCGCAUUCUCAACGAACCGACAGCUGCAGCUAUUGCUUACGGCAUUGACAAGAAGGCUGGUCGGCACAAGCGAAAUGUGAUGAUAUUCGAUUGGGGUGGUGGAACUUUAGAUGUGUCUCUGCUUACCAUAGGUAAUGGUGUGUUUGAAGUGAAGGCCACUGCUGGAGACACUCACCUUGGCGGUGAAGACUUGGAUAACAGAUUGGUGAAUUACUGUGUCCAAGAAUUCAAGAAAAAGUAUCGAGUGGACAUUGGUGGAAACUCCAAAGCUCUUCGGAGGGCCAAAACCGAGUGUGAGAAUGCAAAGAAGGCUCUUUCACAUUCGUUUGAAAGCAGCAUUGUAAUUGACUGUUGGUACCAGGGUGAAGAUUUCUAUACAACCUUUACCCGGGACGAAUUUGAACAAAUGAACAUGGACAUCUUCCACAAGUGCAUGGAGCCUGUGAAAAAGUGUUUGGAGGAUGCCAAAAUGGACAUAAGCGAUGUCGACGACGUUGUUCUUGUUGGUGGCUCUUCAAGAAUUCCAAAGGUGCAAGAGCUAUUACAGGAGGUUUUCAAGGGUAAGGAGUUGUGCAGGAACAUUAAUCCUGAUGAGGCGGUGGCAUAUGGAGCCGCUGUUCAAGCUGCAGUCUUGACUGGCAAUGUAACAGGGAAGCUUGAAGACUUCACUCUCUUGGAGGUCACGCCCCUAUCACUUGGGUUGGAGACCAUGGAACAUAAUAGUUCCAAAUUUUACAUGAAUGUUGUGAUUCCAAGAAACUCAAGAAUUCCCGUCAGGUUGAAAACAAACGUAACCACUGUUUAUGACAACCAAGAUGCUGUUGAGUUCCCCAUUUAUGAGGGUGAAAGUAAAAUAGCCAAAAACAAUAACUUUUUGGGCAAAUUUUCCCUCGAAGGCAUUCCUCCGGCUCCCAAGGGUGUUCCGAGUUUCGCUGUUUACUUUGAUAUUGAUGCAAAUGGAGUUUUGAGUGUCUCUGCCGAGGAUAGGUCCACCGGCCAGAAGGAAGAGAUCACAAUCACCGGUGACACACGAAAGAGGUUUUGA
Messenger RNA from Prunus dulcis (almond), 1566 nucleotides. Its product is annotated as heat shock cognate 70 kDa protein-like. Gene Ontology annotation, cellular component: cytoplasm. The coding region runs from base 1 to 1566 and encodes 521 amino acids. The transcript is spliced from 2 exons. Lineage: Eukaryota; Viridiplantae; Streptophyta; Magnoliopsida; Rosales; Rosaceae. The record is from RefSeq and is a predicted model, not a curated record. Gene Ontology annotation, molecular function: heat shock protein binding; ATP binding; misfolded protein binding. Gene Ontology annotation, biological process: cellular response to unfolded protein; protein refolding.